Messenger RNA from Salvelinus sp. IW2-2015, 3167 nucleotides. Lineage: Eukaryota; Metazoa; Chordata; Actinopteri; Salmoniformes; Salmonidae. The record is from RefSeq and is a predicted model, not a curated record.
UGCAGUGUGAGAGGAUAUCAUACAUAUGUAUUAAAGUAGUAAACUGACUUAUUAUUGUGUUGUUGUAGUUGAUAUUUUUGUAUUGUGGUGUUUUGAAAUGUGUAGGCCCUCAGACGAAACGGUUCCUGGUGUUGCAACAUUUGAAGUGACCUGCUCARAUCCUGCUCAGCCCGCUAGCAGUUGAACAUGGUCGCCUCAGCGCAGGGUCACAGAUAGAAGCAGUGGAGCAGAGGAGUAGUCGUUUCUUCCAAGGUCUCCAUUGAGAAAGUCAUAGCAAAGCUUCUUUCGGGCAUUUCCAGUGCAGCCAAGAACCAGGAGACAAAAUGGCCGACAAUGUAAAUGCCUUGCCCUUCUUCUACGGCAACAUCACCCGGGAGGACGCGGAGGACUACCUGCGACAGGGUGGUAUGGGCGACGGCAUGUACCUGCUACGGCAGAGCCGGAGCUACUUAGGGGGCUACGCCCUGUCAGUGGCCUACAGACGGGAGUGUUACCACUAUACCAUAGAGAGGGAGCUCAACGAGACGUACGCCAUCGUUGGGGGGAAAAGCCACCGAACCCCCGUGGAUGUGAUUGACUACCACUCCCAGAAGUGCGAAGGGCUGGUUUGUCUGCUGAAGAUGCCCUACAACAGGCCCAAGGGCAUGCAGCCCAAGGUGGGGCCUUUUGAGGACCUCAAGGAGAAGCUGAUCAGAGAGUAUGUGAAAAAGACCUGGAACCUGCAGGGUGCGGCCCUGGAGCAGGCCAUCAUCAGCCAGAGACCUCAGCUGGAGAAGCUGGUCGCCACCACCGCCCAUGAGAAGAUGCCCUGGUUCCAUCACACCAUCACACGUGAGGACUCUGAAUCACGGCUCCAGAUGGGCUCUCGCACCAAUGGCAAAUUUCUGAUCAGACAGCGGGACCUGAAUGGUUCCUACGCCCUGUGUCUCCUACAUGGGUCACAAGUCAUGCAUUAUCGCAUCGAUAAGGACAAGGCUGGCAAGCUCUCCAUUCCUGAUGGGAAGAAGUUUGACACACUGUGGCAGCUGGUGGAGCAUUACUCCUACAAGCCAGACGGGCUGCUCCGCGUACUGACUGACGCCUGUCCACGACCUGAGGGCGAACACUUUGGUGGUAUUGGACGAGCAGGCUAUAAUAAUCUAUUGGAAGCGGCAGGUGGAAUGCUCACCAGAAUCAAAUCCUACUCCAUACCCAUACCUGGUCGAAAAAAGGACAGGGGUGCCUCUCACAGCAAAACCACAGAUAACCUCAACCCUUAUGACACCAGGGCUCCAAAUAAUAUGGUCAGCAAAGAGUCCAUGCCAAUGGACACAGAGGUGUACGAGAGUCCUUACGCUGACCCAGACGAGCUGAGGACCUCCACUGUGGACCGCAAACAGCUCUUCCUGGAAGAUGGAGAGUUGGGCUCUGGGAACUUUGGGACUGUCAUGAAGGGCAUCUACAAAAUGAGGAAGACAGAGAAGCCGGUGGCAGUGAAGAUCCUGAAGAAUGACGACAACAACCCAGCAGUGAAGGAGGAGAUGCUGCGGGAAGCCAACGUCAUGCAGCAGCUGGACAACCCCUACAUCGUCCGCAUGAUCGGCAUCUGCGAGGCCGAGAGCCUCAUGCUGGUCAUGGAGCUGGCCGAACUGGGGCCGCUCCACAAGUACCUCCAGAGGCACAAACAGAUCUCCAUUAAGAACAUCACAGAGCUGGUGCACCAGGUUUCUAUGGGCAUGAAGUACCUGGAGGAGCACAACUUUGUGCACAGGGACCUUGCGGCCAGGAACGUGCUGCUGGUCACCCAGCACUAUGCCAAGAUCAGCGACUUUGGUCUGUCCAAGGCUCUCACAGAGGAGGAGAACUACUAUAAGGUAUUCAAUUCAGAUAUAAUUAUUGUCGUCCCCUUAACCCCUUGGCGAAGUUCAGACUGUCUCCAUGGGAAGUGGCCAGUGAAAUGGUGCCCAGAGUGUAUGAACUAUUUCAAGUUCUCCUGUAAGAGAGUGUGGAGCUUUGGGGUCCUGAUGUGGGAGGCGUACACGCUAGGGAUGAAACCAUACAAGGGCAUGAAAGGAAAUGAGGUGAUCCAGAUGAUCGAGAAUGGUGAGCGCAUGGACAUCCCCCCCAACUGUCCCGCGGAGAUGUAUGACCUCAUGAAUAAGUGCUGGACAUACAAGGCGGAUGAAAGGCCUGGAUUUGCGAUUGUUGAGCCGAGACUGAGGGAUUACUACUAUGACAUAUCGUCACAAUGAUCGGUCACCUCAAUCAGUAACCAGUGGAGUGUAUAGAGCAUUUGACUCUGGACCUCAGGAGAUACUGUCUGCUGUGGGGGGGGGGGUGCUAGUGUUUUGCUCUUGGCACCGGUAGCUUCUUGGGAGUUCCUCUCAUUAAAAAGUGUUAUUAAAACCGAGAAACCUGAUCAGUAUAGAUUUAAAGUUUGAACAUAUUGUAAAUUGAUUACAAACAUCAGUUUUAAACAAUGUUGGAAAGUAAAGAAAAAUAUAUUUAAAACCACUUGAUUGAAACACACAUUAAUAUUUUUGUCAUUUAGCAGACGUUGUUAUCCAGAGCGACUUAGUUAGUGCGUUCAUCUAUGUGAUAGCUAUGUGGGACAACUACAUAAGUACAUUUUUCCUCAGUAAAGUAGCUAUCAGCAAAGCUUGUAAGGGGGAAUAAACUAUUGUGGGAGGAGGGAUGUUGUGGGAUUAUUUAAGGUKAUCUUUGAAGAGGUAGUGUUUUUGGGAAGUUGGGCAGGGACUCUUGCUGUCCUAGCUUCAGGGGGAAGCUGGUUCCACAAUUGGGGUGCCAGGACAUAGAAGAGCUUUGAAGAUUCUUUUGUUCUGUUUAAUUUACUGGAAAUCUUUUUUUCUUCUCAAUCAAUAUUGAAUUUACAAUAAAACAAGGAGCCUGAUGUUUUGUAUUUCUUUUAUCAUUACUUUUUUUACUUCUCUUUAUUGACAUUUAUAAAUAUUUUUUAUUUCAUGAUUCUACUGGAGUUAUGUAUCAAAAUGCUUCCACAUUUUCCUCAGGAUGUUAUGUUCUGUUUUCCUCAUCCUGGCACAUAUUGUAUAAUCCAACGGGCGAAGAUAUAUCUGAUGUAAAUUAUUACUUUCUGGUUAAAUACAUUCACUGAUGAGAAUUAUAAUUAGUGCUAAAAAAAUGAAUCAAUACAAUUAUUCUAAACUGUC